Symbiodinium sp. CCMP2592 is the source of this 2601-nucleotide messenger RNA. The record is from the annotation of a GenBank genome assembly. NCBI's taxonomy places the organism in Eukaryota, Dinophyceae, Suessiales, Symbiodiniaceae.
AUGUUGGGUCUCGGCCUGCAGGCUGGUGCCCGGGUCAGAAGCCCAACCCUGACACUGGCAGACUUUCAGAAGGAAUCAGAGACCUGCUACGAACGAGGCCCAGAGCCUGAGCAUAGUUGGGCCGUCGUUGACUCCCAUCUGCAUGCCCGACCUUUUGGUGGGCCGCCGGUUCCAUUUGCGGAUCUGCUGGGGAGAUUGAGAAGGGCGGGCAUCCUCUUCACUACGCUCUAUGGCAUUGGCCAACGCCUCCCAAUAGAUUCUGCAUGUACCUACUACCUGGACUGUCCAGGAGUCAACAUAACACCUAGCUUGAAGAAUGAUUUCUUCAACGCACAAAGCGUCCUUGACAAUGCCAAGAUCCUCAGUGAUAGCCCCGUUGGCCCUGUGAUUACUCUCUCUAUGUCGUUCUUCGACCUCCACAAUGUAGAUGAGAUUCUGUACAAGAUGAAUCUUCUCCAGGGGGAGUUUCCGUCAAUGUUCAAGUGGGUCGGCGAGAUCAACUUGGUAAAGCAGGCUCUGUGGCCGAAUGAGCAAGGCCUCCCUGUGCCCCUCGAGUCGAUCAAGACAUGGGGCCCGUUCAUGGCAGAGCUUCGCAAGCAGGACAUCCCUCUGUCAUUGCAUGCAGACUUGGGAGAUGACACAGAGGGCCAGAAGUUCUUGCCCUUGAUGGACGAAGUACUGAGACUGUACCCGAAAAACAAGAUUAUUUGGAUGCACCUUGCAGGGCUUUCCCGGCAGCUGGAUCCCAAGCUCUCUGCCUCACUCCUCCAGCGGCCCACAUCCAUUGAGGAUCAUGUGGAGCUCAUCGAAAGCAGGCUGAAGAAGUUUCCGAAGCUAAUGAUCGACCUUUCCUGGGAUGUUCUUUACGACGAGAUUUACAAUUCUGCAGCCGAGGAGAAGCCUUACAUCAAACUAAUCAAUAACUUCCCGACACGCUUUUUAAGCGGAUCGGAUCAUGUGGCCGCUGCUGUCAAGACAGAGGAGGUGUACAGGCAGGAACUCAACAAAACCAGCGAAAUCUACCGGCACUUGAGCGACGACGCCUUUCGUCGCAUUGCUCUUGGGCAGAAUUUGUUUGAUGUGGCAGGUUUGGAGUACACUGCGCCAAAGAUCUGCGAGAGCAAGGCAAAGGCCGGUGAAAAUCAUCCAUUGCCAUCUUUCCAGCUGCACGUGCCGGGCAGAGCGGCGUUGCCUUCAAAGCACCCCGGCGCCAAGCAGCAGGCGCGUGAUCUUCACAUGGCUGGUGUUGACAAGGCGAAGGGCAAGGAAGCCGAGCAAUCCGACCACGUCAAGCAGGUUCAGCGAGCUGAAACAGCAAGGUUGUUGCAGACAUCUCCGUCUGUGUCCCUCAAAGAUUUCACAGAACACUCCACGACCUGCUACGACCGAGUCGCGACCGACGAAUGGCCAGUUGUUGACGCACAUCUACAUGCACGGCCUUUCGGGGGUCCGCCUGUUCCUUUCGACCAGUUGAUUGAGAGGCUAAGGCGUGCCGGCAUCCUCUUUGCCAACCUUUAUGGCAUCGGUCAGCGCCUUCCGAUAUCGUCUAAUUGCACCUACUACCUCGACUGUCCGGGCACCCCGAUCCGGCCGAGUUUGAAGAACGACUUCUUCAAUGCUCAAAGUAUCCUGGACAACUACGACACGCUCUCGUCCAACCCGCUUGGGCCUGUGCUCACACCGUCCAUAUCUUUCUUCGACUUGCAUGCGGAUGCCGCGGACAACCUGAAGAAGCUGAAACUGCUUCAGCAGGAGUUUCCCGGCAUGUUCCGCUGGGCUGGGGAGAUCAAUGUCGUGAAGCAGGCACUUUGGAAGAACGACCAAGGCCUGCCUGUCGAUGUGAGUUCUAUCAAGUCUUGGAAGCCUCUUAUGGACGAGUUGCAGAGACAAGACAUCCCGAUGGCACUGCACAGUGAUUUGGGGAACCAGUCCAGUGGGCUCAUGUUCCUGAACUUGAUGGACGAGAUUCUCAAGUUGUACCCAAAGAACAAAAUCGUGUGGGUCCACAUGGCGGGGCUGUCAAAGCAGCUUGACCCAAAGCUUGCACUGAUCCAGUUGCCACUCUUGGCCCCGCUGACCAUUCAGCACCAUGUGCAGCUCAUUGAAGACCGGUUAGACAAACACCCGAACCUGUUCAUUGACUUAUCUUGGGAUGUUCUCUAUGACGAAAUCUACGACAACGCCUCGGAGGAGCGGCGGUACGUCGAUUUGCUGAAUGCCUACCCCACCAGGUUCUUGAGCGGCACCGACCACGUGGCAGCAGCUUCUAAGCCGGAAGCUGCAUAUCGAGACGAGCUGGCCAAGACGAGCGUGAUCUACCGCGAGCUCACUGACGAAGCCUUCAGGAACAUAGCACUUGGAGGGACUUACUUCCGCCUCGCACAUUUGCCGUAUCGACCGCCGCCCAUUUGUGGCCUGGCUGCAAGUGCAGUACCUGGACUGCUCGUGGCUAUGGCGCUUCUGCAGGCAGGGUCCAUGCGCCGCCCCCGGAAGGAAAAGGCUUCGUUCAAGCUUGGUAACUUUUGUGGCCAGCGCACACCCUUGUUAAUGCAUGGUCUGGGCACCGGACUGUGCAAUGUUGCAGUCCCGCCCGAAGCUUGA